AUGGAUCACCUCGCUGUCUCGGUCUCUUCUCCCGAGUGGCUUCCUGUUGAUGGUGGCAUUAAUCGAGCUUGCCGUGGAAAGUCGCCGGGUGACAACUUGGCUUCGUACUUCACAGUGAACCAGGGAGUGGCCAGCUUGACUGCUUGCCAAGAUCUCUGUGAGAGCACGGCCGGUUGCAAGGGUAUGGAGUAUCACACUUCUGGCAGAUGUGAGAUUUGGACUCGUGCGGGCGGGAUUGAGGCAAGCAUCAGCUUGGAUGGAUACUCCUGUUACAGCUACGAGAUCUCGGAUUUCAUUGCAGUUGAUGCUGGCGUCGACCGUGCCUGUCGUGGCGAAAGUGCGGCAGAUGAUUCGCCCAGUUAUAAAAUGGUGCACACCGUCGAUUCCCUGAGUGAAUGCAAGCAACUGUGCAGAAGCAAUGCUACUUGCACAGGUAUCGAGUUCAUCAACACACGAUGUGAAGUCUGGACGCAUGAAAUCCAAGCAUCAGUUGCAGCAGCCGGAUUCCAGUGCCUCAAGCUUGAGUUCACCAAGAUUGAUGGGGACAACCGCGCAUGCCGGGGCUCAAGCACGACGGACAAUAAUCCUCAGAACUAUGUUGUUGCGCCAGGCUCUUCGUCGGAGGCGGAAUGCAAAGAAGCUUGCAGAGCACAGGAAGGGUGCUCUGGCAUUGAGUAUAGCCUGGGCAGAUGCGAGUUGUGGAUUCGCCCGCAGGGCAUCCAGGCGACUGUGCCCUUGGAUGGCUUCAAGUGCCUGCGCUACCAUGGAGUUGGCGCAAUGCAAACCACGACGGCGCCGACAACUAUCACCACAACCUUGUCUGGCACCUCAGCGGUGGACCAUGCUCAAUUUCUUAUACGAGCCACUUUUGGCCCUACGCUGUCAAGCCUACAAGAGCUUGCCAACAAGACGUAUGAAGCCUGGAUUGAUGAGCAGAUGCGAUUGUCAGCUGGACUACACCGAGCGUAUUGGAGACAGCGAGUGAAUCCGCACAUCCUCCCGGAGGACGUCGCCAAUGGGGACAUGAUUGGCAACGCACGCUCCAGAUGUGAGAAGGGCUCCCGCUGGGUCGGCUAUACUUUCCUGACACGUGAUGUUGGACGUCCGGUCAAGGUAAGAGGCAAUCGGAUCUUGGUGGACAAUCUGCAUCGUGCUGACAUAGACCCAGCCUAUGUAGGCAACGGCAUGGAUCCUCCACAGACUUGCAACAACAACCCGCCAGAUUCCUGGCAGACCAGAGGUCUGACAUGUGAAUCCGAGGCUGAAAGCAUGGCAUGGAAUUGCUAUGACGAUUUCUGGAAGGAAGAGAAGCUUUGCCAGAGGACAUGUUUCGAUCAGGGGCAUGGUUAUGCUGGAGAUGACUGCUCUGGCGGUUGGUCAGGAGUGGACUUUGAAGGUUAUGUCUGCAGAGUUAAAGCAAACGCAGUUGGAGCAUGGGUGCAGUUAGGUACGGCAGAGGACUGUGCUGCUGGAUUGCGGGCCAUGACAAAUCCCCACAUUUGGAUGGCAACCGCAACUGCCGAAAUGACACAGGUGCUAAGCUUUACUGUGUUCCGUCCAAACGUGAUCAUUAUGUCCGAGUCCGUUGACCCAUGCAACCUUGGCACCACGGUCCAAUCUGACAUGGAAGGCGAUAGCCGUUUCUACAUGCUGGAAACCCGCCUGAGCUUAGUGGAGAACACGCUGGAAAACCCUGCUUCUGCUGGCUCAUGGCUUGGAGGGGUUUGCCCGGCAGUGAGCAAAACAUUUGUCAACAAGGAGAGCUGUAAGCUUCUACCAGGCUGUUUGCCUCUUGGGGUGGAGAAUGUCCAGCUGACCCUGAAUGCGGCAACAUUCCAGAGAUUCUUCACGGUUGGGGGACGAUACGUAUAUGCAAUUAGAGGCUUGCGAGCCUCUCAGUCACCAUGCAAUCGGCGGUCACGCUGGAAGAUGCUGGAUUGCCAGGUGGACUCAUGCUCUGUGACCUCCCUUCCUGCUGGUGAUGCACAGUCUGUCCAGUCACACCUCACGGCAGAGGCAUCACAGGGAUGGCUUCGUGACACGACCAUCCAGUGCAGCUCUGUUCCAGCAGGAGCGGUCGUUCAAGUUGGUGCUGAGACUUUCAAGCAUGUUCACUUGGAUGAGUACAAUGUUUUUGACUUUACCGAUUGGGCUGCAGCCCAUCCUGGUGGUCGGGACAAGAUCACCCAGUGGACCGGCCAGGGCUAUGAGCUCGUCUUUCCUUCUUGGCAUGACAUGUCUCGCUGGGAUUCUGGAAGUGCUCCCGGCAUUCUUCGACCAAAUCUGGUGGGGAAGUACAACGAGGUGGUUUUGCUGCAGACGCUGCCGCAGCCUUUACAAACCCAGGCCAUUCUAGAUGACUUCAGCAGUGGUCAAGCAGGAGACGAAGUAUCACUUGUGUGCGGCUCACCUGGAGAAGUUGCGAACGAGCCUCUUCAUGGCCAUCAGUUGUCCAUCACGCAUGGUGGUGAAUAUGACUGGCACUUCGACAUGGACUACCUUUCACGAUGGGGCACAGACAGACUGGCAAAGACCGCCGUUUGGACCAUGCAAGCCCUCUAUGGCAAUGACCAGCUCCGGCAGCGAACGGCGUGGGCGCUGUCGCAGAUCUUUGUUGUUGCCAUUGUUGGUGAUAAUUUCGCUGGACAGAAUGAAAUGUGGUUGAACCUAUACGACAUCUUUGUGCGACAUGCCUUCGGCAACUUCAGAGACGUUUUACGAGAGGUCACUUACAACCCGAUCAUGGGCGAUUACUUAACUUUCAAAAGAAAUCGUGCCUUUGAUGAGAGCAACAACUAUCCGGACGAGAACUUUGCUCGGGAGAUUAUGCAGCUCUUCACAAUUGGCCUGUGGAAGUUGAAGGAGGAUGGUACAAGAAUGAAGGAUGACUUGGGGCAAGAUAUCCCAACCUACACCAACGAGCAUAUCAUGAAUUUCGCGCGCGUUUUCACAGGCUUCGAUGAGCAGCCUGACCGUGAUAACAUUGAAUGGGUCUGGAACAGGAAUUUCAUAGAUCCAAUGCGACUCCAGGCUAGAUGGCGUGAUGUUUACCCCAAGCCGAACUUGGACAGCGGCUAUCUGGGAGAUGGAUAUCCUUUAUGUUCCGACCUUCCUGUGGGCUACUUCUUGCGAAAGGGUGCUCGAUAUGAAUUCCUUGGGCAUACGUACGCUGGAACGGAUGUAUUGAAUUUGACCACGGGCUCAGCCCUUUUCGCACAGCUUUGUGCAUCCAGUGGAUCCGCAUGCAGCUAUCGUCCGGAAAUAGAGCUGCCACAGGACGUUGCGUGCAGCAAUCAGGAAUGUGCUGUGGAUACGGUCUUUGUUGUGAAUGUGGCUGGAGGCUUUUAUGAGUAUGUGCCGCCCACGUGCGUGAACAUGUUCUUCUUCAAUGGACAAGUCACUCGUAGAGGCGGUCGAGCCUGGGGAUGGACUGAUAAAUGCCAGGAUCCGAAUCUUCCAGUUGCAGGCUCUGCUUGCUGCGGUGGAUGCAAGAAUCGCAAGGAUUGGUGGUGGUUGGACUGGAAAAAAUGCUCUUGUGACAAUGCCACAGAGGUGUGCCCAGAGCUCUUCACGGAGAAGUGCAAGCAUGAUGAGGUUUGGGCAGAGCAUAAAUGGUGUCGUCUCGCAUGCUGGGAGAACAAUGCCGGAUAUGAUGGCGAUGACUGCACGAAGGGCUUGUGGCGUGGCGAGCGACUUUGCGGGUAUCCCAUGGAAAACGUGAGGAUGGCGACUGCUGUGCGUCAGUGUGCGGCCCGUGGUCUAGAGCUCUGUUGGGAGCGUCUGGAAGGCUAUGAAUGUGACUAUGAUGAGGUUCCAGUCUGGACACCCCAAACAUGCACGUACGAAGUCGUCGUGCAUUCUGAUGGCAAGGUCAGCUCAAAUCUGACCAGCCGAACGCUGCAAAAUGCAUUUUCCGUUGUCUGGAAAAACUCAUACCCCCAGGUAACUGCCACAACAUGUCCAGCAGGAUGCAAGGCAUCAGGUGAAGCGUGCUCCUGCACUAUGGGUGUGGAAGUUCGUCAAGUUUUCACUGAGAUCCCUGGGGUGGAUCAUAUUCACAGAUUGAAGAUCGGAGCAGUGACACCAUCCGGCCAGUGCAAUCAAGCAUGUUCGGGACCUGUGCGCAUGUAUUCUGCCACUGGCAUGAUUGAUCCCGAGACUGUGUUCGAGUUUGAUGGCAAGUUCUUCAAGAACAAGGAAGUGGUAGUCAUCGCAGGUGACAAAGCUUCCGGCUUCGAGUUCCGCAACCCACCGGCCUUUAUGACCUUGGAGAAUCCUCGUGAGAGGGACGCACAUGCAGAAGUGGAGAGCUUGUUGGAUCAUCUUUUCUACCACAACAACACUGCCCCUUUCAUUUCCUACCGUCUGAUCCAGCGAUUCGGCAUGUCAAACCCAUCGCCAGAAUAUGUUGGGGCGGUUGCGCAGGCAUUUAGAACUGGUGAGUACAAUGGACGUGUUUAUAGCGGUGCAUAUGGGGACCUGGGAGCUGCUGUUGCUUCCGUAUUGUUGUACCGCGAAGCACUUUCUCCAAGCUCAGCUGCGGAUGGAUCGCUUAGGGAGCCGCUGCUGAAGGUGAUGCAUUUUAUGAGAUCGUUGGAGUACAAGGAUCGCACUGGACGCAACGUUCUGCUCGAGAAUCUGAUGCCGAUGAUUGGCCAAUUCCCCUUCCGUUCUCCAUCGGUAUUUAACUUUUACUUGCCAGGCUUUAUGCCCGCUGACUUUCCUGCUGACAUGGUCGGACCUGAGUUCCAAAUCUUCACACCUCCCAUGGCAAUCAGCUUCGCGAACGGGAUUACUUCUCUGAUUGAGCUCGGCUUGGGGCCUUGCGAGGGAGGAUUUGGGUUUAAUGCUCCUCAGAAUUGCUCCAACGGACAGCUUCACCUUGGCGAGUUGGAGUGCUUGCAGCCGACUAUUGAUCAGCUGAACCUGCUUCUCACAGGUGGACGCCUAAACGACUCAGCAGUCAUUCGGCACGCUUGGGAAGAUGCAGAAGGUGGCCAGGAAUAUAAGACCGCACAGAUGGCGAUGGUGAUGACACCAGAGUUCCACACAAUUGGCAAUCCUGCACCGAUGGGCCCACGCGUUCCAGAACCACCGGAGGUAGCGAGUGAUCCGCGAUCCUAUAAAGCACUUGUGAUGGUUUUCCUGAAUGGUGGUGCUGACACAUUCAACAUGCUAGUGCCAAUGGACUGUGCGCUCUAUGACGAGUAUCAGGAAGUUCGAGGCUCUGUUGCAUUGUCGCCAGCUGAGCUCAACCGGAUAGCAACCGAAGGGCAGCCGUGUGCUGACUUUGGAAUUCAUGCUCGCCUACCAAUUCUCAAGGAGCUGUAUGACCUCGGAGAGGCUGCAUUUGUCAGCAACGUUGGCUCUUUGGCGGCUCCAUUGAGCAAAGCACAAUGGGAGAGUGGCGCAGGAGAGCGUUGCACUGGCUUAUUCUCGCACUCUGAUCAGCAGCAGGCCGCUCAGACUUUGACCUGUCAGAAUGCUGCCUCGUCUUCGAAAGGUGCAGGAGGCCGAAUUGCUGAUGCAUUGGGCGCUGGCAACCAGAAGUACAGAACCAUGUCCUUUUCGGUGGCUGGCAUGUCGACUUGGCCGCAGGGUAGGGAAACCGCGGCAGAGAUCAUUGAUCAACGUACAGGAGCAGUUAAGUUUGAGAAGUAUGAGCGUCUCAAGACUGUGAUCAACAACAUCACGAGUGUUCGCCAUGGCAACAUAUACGCCGAGGAGUUCGUGAAGAAAUUUUCUCAAGCAAUCACGUUCAACGAGGAGUUGGACAAACAGCUCAAGACGGCAAAGCUAAAGACUUCGUAUCCAACCAACGAGGUGGAUCUCUCCCGGCAACUCAAACAAGUUGCGCGCCUUAUUGCUGCACGUGCAGAGCGCAAAGCGGAACGAGAUGUUUUCUUCGUGGAGAUUGGUGGUUGGGACACGCAUGCCAGCGUCAGCCUUGAGCUCAACAACCGAUUUACAGACCUCAAUGCUGCAUUGCAGACAUUUGUGACUGAGAUGAAGGCUCAGGGCAUUUUUGGCUCGACGACCUUGCUCACGCAUUCAGAUUUUGCGCGAACUUUGACGCCGAACAGUGGUGAGGGAACCGACCACGCCUGGGGCGGCAAUUAUGUCAUCCUUGGAGGUGCUGUGAAGGGUGGCCGUGUCUACAACGACUUCCCCGCAUCUUUGAAGGAAGGCAGUCCUCAGGAUGCCGGUCGUGGCCGUCUCAUACCCAAGUAUCCAUGGGAGAACAUGAUGCUGCCUAUUGCCGAGUGGAUGGGUGUUGACGGCACUCAGACGUCUGAUGUCUUUCCCAACAUCGCCGCGUUCAACUCGUCACUCUUGAUGACAAGCUCUACACUUUUCGUGGCAGGAAGCUGA
Molecule: messenger RNA, 6372 nt
Organism: Symbiodinium pilosum
Lineage: Eukaryota; Dinophyceae; Suessiales; Symbiodiniaceae
Source: the annotation of a GenBank genome assembly